Molecule: messenger RNA, 1522 nt
Organism: Drosophila persimilis
Lineage: Eukaryota; Metazoa; Arthropoda; Insecta; Diptera; Drosophilidae
Product: putative serine protease K12H4.7
Exons: 4
Coding region: 16-1455 (479 amino acids)
Biological process (GO): proteolysis
Molecular function (GO): dipeptidyl-peptidase activity; serine-type exopeptidase activity
Source: RefSeq, a predicted model, not a curated record
GAUCAUUUGUGGACAAUGGCUGCCUUUCGAUUGGCUGUGGUGCUGCUGGCGCUCUUCGUUGCAGUGUCCCAAGGACUCGACUUACCCAACAAGGAUGUCCCCCUGCUGGUCAAGACGCUGCAGAAUUUGCAUCGUGGCCCACCGAAACAGACCGUGCUGAAGCGCGCGAAUGUUCAGGAGAAAUGGAUCACACAGAAAUUGGAUAACUUCGAUGAUGACAACAAGGAGACCUACGAAAUGCGUUAUCUGGUCAACGAUGAGUUCCAAGAGGAGGGUAGCCCCAUCUUCAUUUAUUUGGGUGGCGAAUGGGAGAUCGAGGCCAGCAUGGUCAGUGCUGGACAUUGGUACGAUCUGGCAGAGCAGCACAAGGGUGUCCUGGUCUAUACCGAACAUCGUUACUACGGCGAGAGUGUUCCCACAUCUACCAUGUCCACGGCAAACCUCAAGUAUCUGCAUGUCAAGCAGGCCCUGGCCGAUGUGGCCGAAUUCAUAAAAUCCUUCAAAGCAGAGCAUCCCCAGUUGGCCAACUCGAAAGUGGUCCUUGCAGGCGGCUCAUACUCGGCCACCAUGGUGGUGUGGUUCAAGCGUCUAUAUCCCGAUCUGGUGGACGGUGGCUGGGCCUCCAGUGCCCCUAUUUUGGCCAAGGUGGCCUUCACCGAAUACAAGGAGGUGGUGGGCCAAGCCUUCCUUCAGUUGGGCGGCCAGAAGUGCUACGAUCGCAUACAGAAUGGCAUUGCAGAGCUCGAGUCCAUGUUCGACAAUAAACGUGGAGCCGAGGCACGUGCCAUGUUGAGGUUAUGCAACAGUUUCGAUGAUAAGAACGAUCUGGAUAUUUGGUCUCUCUUUGGCAGCAUUUCAAAUGUGUUUGCAGGAACAGCUCAAUAUCAAAGACCUGGCGAUAUUGAGUACUACUGCGAUUAUUUGCUGAGCUUCAGGGAUGAUGCCACGGCCAUUGCCAAUUUCGUUUACUGGGGCUGGGGUAUGCCCUCCUGCAUCGAUGCUCGAUAUUCCAGCACCGUGGAUUACUACCUCUGGGCCGUGAAUAACUUUGAUGCCGGUCGUCCCUGGUAUUAUCAGACCUGCAAUGAGUACGGCUGGUACCAGACCUCUGGCUCCGCGAAACAACCCUUUGGCUCCAAGUUCCCCACCGCCAUGUACACCACUCUCUGCGCGGAUGUCUUCGGUUCGCAGUUCAGCAACGAGCAGAUCAACAGCAAUGCCGCACAGACCAACUUGGACUUUGGUGGCAUGUCCCCGGAGGUGGAGAAUGUCUACAUGACUCAUGGAGCUCUGGAUCCCUGGAAUCCCAUGGGUCAUGGCGUGGCCGAGGGUGCCACUCUCAUUGCCAAUGCCUCUCACUGUGCCGACUUCAGUUCGAUCUCGGCCAGCGACUCGGCGGAGAUGCGGGCCUCCAAGGAGCGUCUGGCGGAGCUGGUCAGCGAAUGGUUGGCGUAGGAUCUUUUUUUGGCCAGAAGAAAAUCAAUUCUUUUAUUUGUAUUCAAUAAAGUCAAUGUGAAUCAUA